Molecule: messenger RNA, 201 nt
Organism: Prunus armeniaca (apricot)
Lineage: Eukaryota; Viridiplantae; Streptophyta; Magnoliopsida; Rosales; Rosaceae
Source: the annotation of a GenBank genome assembly
AUGGAGAAGAAAUUGUAUGAAGAUUUUAGUGUGGAAACCAAAAAAACGAGGACCGUCGGAUUUCUGGAAAAAUUCCAUCGGAGAGUCCCCGUUGCGCCACGUGGCACCCGCCCGUUGGAGCUGUCAGUGGCUGACGUCAGCGCUGGCGUCACGCUGACGCCAGCGCACGGUAAGUCAAAUUUUUUUACCGUUGGCGCGUGA